This is a messenger RNA of Hydractinia symbiolongicarpus, 6091 nucleotides long. RefSeq lists its product as uncharacterized. Bases 200 to 1456 code for a protein of 418 amino acids. The record is from RefSeq and is a predicted model, not a curated record. The transcript has 2 exons. NCBI's taxonomy places the organism in Eukaryota, Metazoa, Cnidaria, Hydrozoa, Anthoathecata, Hydractiniidae.
GUUGGAUUUGGAGCACUGUAUUGGCAACUUUGAGUUUUCUGUUGUACCAAAGGCCUUGUUCAGUGCUGAUGGAAUUCCAUUGGCUUGUUUAGACAAAUCAAAAUUGAUUCACGGUAUAGAGGAAUUAGCCAGCAAAGGACAAACGACCAAUGGUUUAUCUGGAGAAGUCGAAACAAACAAAGUAAUCAUUAUAGAUGGAAUGGCUGUUGUGAAUCAAACUCCAAAAACACCGGCAGUUAAAACAUGCAAGGAUUUCGCAUCAGCUUUCACAGAACGUGUACUACAAAUUUCAAGAGGAUGUGAUGAAAUACGAUUGGUAUUUGAUCGCUAUAUAGAAAACUCCUUGAAAGCACGGACAAGAAAGCAUCGUACAUCUGGUAAUGAAGUUCGAUACAAAGUAUCAGACAACACCAAUAUUUCAUCCAUUAGUCUCAAGCAAUUUCUUUCCCACAUUGAUACAAAGCAAGCUUUAACCAUCUACCUGGCAAAGAAAGUGAUGGAGGCUCUUUCAUCAUUGCAUAUUCGGUAUAUAGUGACUUAUGAUACUAAAAUGGAAUCAAAUUUUGUUGAUUGCAGAAUACACGACCACGAAGAAGCUGACACAGCACUUAUAUAUAAUGCUAUGGAUGUUGCACAACAAUCUCCUUUCACCAGUUGUAUUGUUUACUCUCCGGAUACUGACGUGUUUCUACUGCUAAUUUACUACUAUGAGAUGUUACCAAUAAAUACCAUUUUUAGAACAGGGCGAGGUUCUACUCUACGUGAUAUUGAUAUUCGUAAUUGCUUUGAAGCCCUUGGUGCAGUACACGCGAAAGCUAUUCUUGGUUUUCAUACGUUCACAGGGUGUGACCAAACUGGGCGUUUCAACAAGAAAUCGAAGUCUGCUUGGCUGAAGAUUUUUUUACAGGCAGAUAAUGAGGUGGUUCUGGCAUUAUCGACACUUGGAAGUACUGUCGAACUUCCUAAUCUGGAAACACUGGAAAGCUUAGAACGUUUCGUGGUUUCAAUGUAUAAGGGGAAUAAAUGUCCUGCAGACGUGGUAUCACUAUCUCAAUUGCGUUGGAAUUUAUUCUCCAAAUUCCAGUGUGAUGCUGAUAUGUUGCCACCAACAUUAGCUGCAUUAAAGUACAAAAUAUUCAGGUGUCACUUCAUUUCAAUGGUUUUACGAAGCUCGCAUAUCCUCAUUCAACAACUUCCGAAUGCAGUCAAUUAUGGUUGGGAUACAGAUGAAGUCGGUAACUUAUUCCCCAUAAUGACUGAUGAACUUCCUGCACCGUUGGCACUCAUCGAGUUAAGUUCUUGUAAUUGCAAAACAAGUUGCAUAUCCAACCGAUGUAAAUGCCGUAAAAAUGGUUUUUUGUGCACUGACAUGUGUAAAUGUACGACGUGUCAAAACAGUGGUGGCGCAAGCGAUGAAUCCGAGUCAGAUGAAUAUAGUUCUAGUGAUGAUGAGUGAAUGAAACAUUGUACAAGCAUUGCUGAAGUUGUUUUUUGUCAUUAUUUUCAGCAAUUUUUUUAACUUUGUGAAAUUGCCAGAAAGAAAGUAAACAACUUAACACGUGCUUUGGUCUGUAAAUUACUGGUCUGUAAAUUAUCUCUUGAAGUGAUUUGAACAAUAAAUUUUGAUCAAACAGAAAGACAUUAGGGUGACCCAAUACCAUACUAAAAUUCAACAAAAAAACUUCGCUAUUGAGCAGGUUAUAGUCAUUUUUGGGCUGGGUCAGUAAAUUACCGGUCUGUAAUUUGUACAAAGUUUGAAUAGUAAUAUCUUUCGAACGUUACGUUUUGAAGACAUGGUUCUUACAUUUUUUUUGAUCCACUCGAUCUCCUCUUUCCAACGAUAUAUAAUAUGACAUAUAAAUGUGAAAUUAUUUUUUUGCUGACUGUAAAAGUGAUGACGUCAUCUAAUUUGGUCCGAUGGGACAAAAAAUUUUGCCACCCAUAUUUUUUUGGUAAUUUGGGACCUAAGGAACAACUUUAAAUCAAAAAAUCACUUUUAACACACAUGUGCACACGAAGCUUUAUAUCAGAACAUAGCAACCCUCACUAAAAUGCAAUACAUUUAUUUCCACUUUGUUGCGAUGGGUAAAUAUAAAGGGCGGGCGACCCCGUGGAUUUUUCCAUGGAUUAACGACUAGUCUCUAUAAAAAUACCCUUAUUCUGUUCGUCUUUCCGCAAGAAAAGUGUCGUGCAACGCGUACACGAAAUAGCGUGUAAUUAUUAAUGACAUAUACUAUAUGACAAUAUAUAUUUGAUCGUGAUGUUAACCAAUCAUUAUCGCGUUUUCAAUUGUACUAAGGUUAUGUAAACACGAAACAAACAUACAGAAGAGCGAGGAAGUAUUCAAGAAAUAAACAUUGCAGGAAGAAAAUCUGAUAUCGACACAGGCAAUUCUAUAAUAAUUUGGUUGAAGAAACAAGAAGUGAAUAUUUCAAAUUGGAUGCAGAUAAUAUUAUAUAUUAUUUAUUUAUAUUUGAGAUGUACUAUAAUUAUAUAUUUUGUACUUAACACAAUAAUAACAGUGUGUAUUAAUUAAUAUAAUAUAGCCCAUUUACGAUAAGAUACAUUCAUAUUAAAUGCUUUAGCAUACGGAAAGUUUCUCACUCCAAAGUCAAACAAACGAUUCGUCCAGUAUUUAAGUGUUAUUUUAUUAAUUAAUAAAUAUUUCAUAACUUUAGUUUUUGUAUUUAAGCAGUACAAUGGCAUUUUAACGAAACUGUUUCAGCUUGGAUUUUUGAGAAAAAAUAAUUUUGUUUUGCUUUUUAUUUAUUUAUAAUGAAGAGAGUGUUAUGGUUAUUGUUUCUGUGUCAGGUUCUCUCUUGAAUAACUUGGCAAUAUAUUUCUUGCAAUCAUGGGAUAUCAACAUGUAGAUAAAUGGAUCCAAUAUGGAGUUCACAAAAGCCAAAGUAAAAAACACAUACUCCACGUCCAGUGCGUAUUUCCAGCCAUCCAGCGCACCGCUGGCUUUUAUUAGUGCAAAUGUAGAUAAGGGUAGCCAGCAAGCCAUAAAGGCACAGACAGACAACACAGCAAUUCGUAGAAUUUUCCUUUCGUUAUCUAACAUUUUGUUUUUUUUCUGUUUUGAUUUCUUCUCCUUUACCCAAUUAGAUGUUGAUGGUUCCGAUAGAUUUGUCCAGGUUAUGUCUGAUUUGGCAAGUUUUCUUUUCUGCUCUCUUAUUGAUGCAUAUAUGCUCCAAUAGCAGUAACAAAAACCAAGCGAUACCACGUACGUUGACAGGGGAAACAAAAUGGUUUCAAAUUUGUUAUUUUCCUCUACUGUUAGAGUAAAUUUCAUGGCACAAUAGUAACCAGUGACAAAAACCAGAGCGACAAGCCAGAUGCAGUAACAAAUGUUAAUGGCAAUUCUCCUUGUGAUCUUUCUGUAAAACAAUGGCUUUCUCGCUGCAAGCAUUCUUACAACUGUAAAAGUCAUAAGAUUUAAAACUGAGAGCAGCAAUGACAACCUCAACAUGAAGUUUUUAGUCACAUGAAGGGAUUCCAAAAGAACUUUAUUUCCUUUGUACUUUGUUUUUAAAAGAAAUGCGAACACUUUAACCAUGAUGAUCAUAAACCCGACCAUUAUAUCGGAGAUGGAUAAAUUUAGAAUAAACACCAAAGAAGGAGACAAGACCCUCUGCAUAUUAGUCUUGAACAUCACUACAAUCUCAAGUAUGUUUAAUAUUAUUAUCAAUGCUGCAUUUACUGGACUGAUGUAGGUAAAAAUAAUAGCAUUAAGCUUCAUGUUGAAGCUGUGCAACUUUAUCUAAAGUUGCAUUUAAUACUUUUCCACUCCUUCUUUAACUAUAUUAAUAACAAUAAUGUUUGAAAAUUUUUUCUUAAAUACUCUAAUCAAAUAACAAAAGAUCGAAAAUAGAAUUUCAAUUUAAAAUAUAUAAACCGUUUUUUAUUAGCUAAUUUUCCUGUGAGAAACAGGUGAUUCUUGAAGUCACGUUUUUCUUAGGAAUGCAUAGAGAAAUAAAAUGAUUUGAGUAAAAAAUGUAUCUAAAACUAACGCAACGACGGAGUUUAACUUUUGCAGGUGCGUAAAGCCGGUAAACAACGUAAAAAAGGCGUUGACCACAGUUAUACAAUAUCCACAUCUUUUAACAAUCCACUAAACCAUCGUAAAGGUAAAAAAUAGGUUAGGUUAGUGUGCAAAAAUCCGCACUUUAAUAAAUAUGUAAGAAGUGGAAAAAUUUUUUUCAUUCUAACUUUUCAUUCUUCCUUUUUGACUUUCAUUUCCGAUUAACCAGAUCUUCUUAGAUCUUAAUUGGCAAAUCCGUAACUGCGCGUGUCUUACAUAUAAGCAUUCAAAUAAUCGAUUGUGGUGUUAUAUUAAAAUUUGGUUGUUCUUUUGCAGUCUAAUAUGUCCGAGACUACAGAUUAAUUAACGCACUGAUAUGAACAUCAAUUGUUGUGUAUAUAAAAAACAAACAACUUUAAUCCGAACACAUCUAGGAGUUAUCUAUCAUAAAGAGCUGUUGAAGAAUUUUAAGAUGCUUUUGCUUUCUCCUUUAAACAUUUAUUUUUAUUUACUUUCCCAACAUUUUAAACAUAAAUUGUUUACAUGAUUUACUUGUGAGGGAUAAGCUGAGUUAAAGCUUGGUUUUUUUUAUACAGAUUAGGCAUUAAAUAGUGCAAAAAUAAUUCAACAAAUUCUAAUAAAAGUUGUAUUUGCAUUAUAUUACAUUAUAGUCUAUAUAAAAAAGAUUAUCGCUACAAGAGCAUUUGAGAUUGCUCAUUGGUCUCAGCAACCUACAUUUAAUGAUUGAGUUGCUUAGAUUGAAAAAGUUUUUACACUAUAGUAUUGAGAUCCAGUAACUUUUUUAACAUUUGCACUGAAAUCAGAAAACCAAAUAAGCAACUUUUAGUAUAACCAUUAUUCUAUGUUGGCAACAAUUUAAUUUCCAAGAUACGGUUUUAAACAAUACUUACUUUUGACUUUUGCAAUGUCUAGCUAACUUAAUCAUUUUUACCAUAGAGCAGCUCCAUUUUUUAAUUUGAACUAAAUAAAUUUAAAUAAUCAUUUGGUCUCGGUAUUACGUUUGAUAAAUUGACACAUUGACAUCAAUUUAGCUUACUUGGGAGAAUAUGGGUAACUUUUGGUUGUUUAGAGUUGUUCAAGACAUUUUAAUUAGCUCCAGUGAUAGGUCAAAUAUCCACUUGCUUUUAAAAAAACGUGCAUAAUAAUUUCGAGAAAAAAAAUAUCCAGGUGUGGUUACUUGGAUUUUGUAUAAUUAUUUAAUUUGUUAUUAAAAGGAAAUAGUGCACGAACGUGAGAGAUUUAUGGUCAAAACAUAUAAAUUGAUUCAACUUUAGCCUUCAAACACAGCACGAGGACUGGCACGAGAGCACAUCAAUUUAAAAAAAUCUUUAAACUUGAAAAAAGCAUCCAGCCGCUUGAGAUUAUUGUGAGAAGAAUUCGAUACUUUAUUGACGCUUACACAUCUAACACAAUCUAUCGUUCUAUGAUCAUGCCACUGUUGACGUGCGUAAUUUCAUGCAUCCCUCGUAAUUUCAUGCAUGAAUAACACACAAACUCUUAGAAUUCAGACUCUGGAAUCGAGACAACUUCACAUUAUUUCAAAUGGUGUUCGAGCAAAUGUUCCCAGUGUGUUAAAUGUAAUGCGAAAAUGGUGUUGCACUCACGGUUUUAAAUGUCUUCAUGGCGAUCUUUGUGAAAAUGUUAUUGGUUAAUUUUAAGAAAUAUUAUAUUAUGUUUUAACUAUAUUGUGAAUAUACUUUUAAGUAACCUCACUUUAUUAUGUUUUCAGAUUUUAUUAUGCAGGACUCCUUUGACAACAGUAUUAACAUAUUGCGUAUUAUCCUGUAAAAAUCUUUGAUAAAAAUAAUAAGAAUAAAAUAAUUGUAGCUGUACGAUUUAAAGAAUUUAGCCUCCUGUCUAAAUUUUGAAAAAUUGAAUUGCUGGCAUGAUACAUUUCAUCUUAUGAUAUUGUGUUUAGCAAUUAAAUUUGUUCACUGUUGCAAUUUCUUGUAGGUAAUUAGUAGUUUACCACCAAAUAAUGUCUAAAAUUCAAGAAUUGUCUUUUUCCUGUUUUCUGACAGCAAAUUCAUCUUUGAAUACCGUGGC